AUGGAGUUAGCCAACAAAGAAGAUUUUCGAGACACCAGUGUACCAGUGGACGAUACCGUCAAUAAGGUCGGCAGGUAUGCCAGUUCAGGGCAUUCGACUGGAGACGCCGUGAGUUGUUUUCCUUGUGGUGGUAAGCAUUCUCCAUCAUGAUGCUAGGCCAGGUCGGUACAAUGUUACAAGUGUCACAAUAAGGGUGACCUUGCUAAGAUGUGCGAUAAGAAAGGGAAGAUACAAUCCAUGCGUUAUUUGGAGGUUGAUUCACCUAUGAGUACUACCGAAGAGCAGUCUGGACUGGGAUUGUACACUCUCAAGUCUAAAGGACAAGGUGGAUCUGGGUUUCAAGUUCAAUUAUUGUUAGAGGGUAAGCCAGUCAGCAUGGAAGUUGACACGGGAUCAGCGGUGUCCAUUGUCUCUAAGGUGGAGUAUAAGAAGUGGUUUAAGCAUCUCAAGUUGCAGCCAGCGUAGUUCCACUUGAAAACCUAUUCUGGUGAGUUAUUAUCCUUGUUGGGGGAAAUUCGAGUCGCUGUGAAGUAUCAGACCCAGGAAAUGCAACUACCUCUGGUGGUCGCUCAAGGAAAAAAUCCUGUGCUGCUUGGGCGUAACUGGCUUGAGAAAUUGAACCUGGAUUGGUUCACCAUCUUCAAGGUGUCUCAUGUGCCUGCUGUGGAGGAUAUGCUUGCUAAGUAUGAAGCCCUGUUUGAAAAGGGCUAUGGACACAUGAACUAUAUAAAGCCUCCAUUCAGGUCCUUGAAGGUGCACAGCCCCAAUUUCUGA
Molecule: messenger RNA, 774 nt
Organism: Porites evermanni
Lineage: Eukaryota; Metazoa; Cnidaria; Anthozoa; Scleractinia; Poritidae
Source: the annotation of a GenBank genome assembly